Messenger RNA from Zingiber officinale, 1573 nucleotides. RefSeq lists its product as uncharacterized. The transcript has 8 exons. Bases 311 to 1135 code for a protein of 274 amino acids. Lineage: Eukaryota; Viridiplantae; Streptophyta; Magnoliopsida; Zingiberales; Zingiberaceae. The record is from RefSeq and is a predicted model, not a curated record. Gene Ontology annotation, biological process: protein ubiquitination. Gene Ontology annotation, cellular component: membrane. Gene Ontology annotation, molecular function: ubiquitin-protein transferase activity; zinc ion binding.
GCUUAUAGAAAGGGAUCGCUGAUGGUAGGCAAAAAUAAUCAACAAAUAGGUAUUUGAGAAGCUUUGAGAUAGAUCAUAAUCAAAGGAAGAAACGGCUGGGAUAGCAAAAUCUCCAUUUAAUGCUUGAUUCUUAAAAACCCCUCUCUCCCUGUUCUCCCCUCUCUCCCUCCAAUUCCGUAUCUUCCCCCACUCCAAACUAUCCAUGUCUUCCUUUUCCUCCUCCCUGUUUGGCUUUUGGAUCUUCUCCUGAGGUGAAAGGCAAGACCUUGAAGAAAAGCUUCCACCUUUUGUCUUGCUGCUCUUUGAUGUGAUGGGGGACCAUUUUGUGAUUCUGGUGGACCGAUUGCUAACAGAGUCAACCCUUGGAGCUGCCAUUGAGAGUAUAAACCAAGGUGGGUCAAACACAAAAAUUGCUUCAUUGUCAGUUGCGAAUGAAGUCGACUCAACUCCGAACAAGAAAAUCAAUGCGAAUGGUACGUUCGAUGGUAAAUUGGUCGAAUGUCGAAUUUGCCAAGACGAGGAUGAGGAUACUAACAUGGAGAUCCCUUGCUCUUGCUGCGGAAGCUUAAAGUAUGCUCAUCGCAAGUGUGUGCAAAAGUGGUGUAAUGAGAAGGGUGACACCAAAUGUGAGAUAUGUCUGCAGCAAUUUAAACCAGGAUAUACUGCUCCUCCAAAGUUGUUUCUUUACGGGACUAGUCCUAUGAAUUUCAGGGGAAAUUGGGAAAUUUCGAGACAGGAUAUUCAGAGUCAUCAGUAUAUAGCAAUGACUCAAACUAAUCGAGUUUACCUCAGACCCAACUAUAAUGACUAUGCAACUUCUCACGAUCGAAGCAUUAUGUAUUGUCGUAUCGUUGCUGCUUCAUUCAUGGUCAUUUUGAUUCUACGCCAUUCUAUCCCUUUUAUGAUAAGUGGAACUGAGCAAUAUUCAAUCCCAUUUUUCACACUGUUGCUUUUGAGGAUUGCUGGCAUCGUAUUACCUCUGUACAUUAUAUUGAGAGCCAUUACCACAUUCUACCAAAGGCGACAACUACAUGAAAUGAAUGAAACUUCUGUUUCAGUAUCUCAAACGGAGAACGAGCAAUUGCACUCUUUGCAAGUGAUGCAAACCCGCCCAUAUCUUGUCCGCGUUCAUUAGCUAUCGUCUACUGGUAUCUUCUCUAGUGAGGCACGAGGAAAUUAAAGAGAUAAUGGAGAAACCCACAAGGGAUUCGAAAGAUUGCAAAAUGCUAAAUGUGCUAAAUGCUUAGUUUAUGUUUCAUACAUCUAGUGAGGUAAGGUUUGGUUGUCGUCCAAUACUUUAUAUAGGAGGUUCCAAGAAUUUGCUAGCAUACACAAAUAACAAGGGUAUUAGUGAAGUUAUAGAGUAUAAACCAAUAUAGCUCAAUGAUGGGAUAGAUCAUCCUAGAUAAUUAGGAGACAUCGGAAACAUGAUGUUGUACCUAAAAGAAGUUAGUUUGUAAUUAGUAGUUUUGUUGAUGUUGUCACUCUCUUCGUGUCAAAGAAGAUGUAGUGCAAAUUGUGUACAUGAUGAUUAUAUAGCAGAAUACACCCUUUCAAGUUUUUGGAUCUCUUA